AACAAUAGUAGUGCUUUCUCAAAGAGGUUGAGCUUUGUUGCAAGUAAACAAUGGAGGCAAUACUUGAACUAUACAACAGAGCAAAACCCUUUCUUGCUGUAAUUUUUCUCCAAUUUGGGCUAGCGGGCAUGGAUAUCCUCACCAAAAUGGCCUUGAAUGAAGGAAUGAGCAACUAUGUAUUUGUUGUGUACCGCCACGCAGUUGCCACUCUGGUUAUUGCUCCCUUUGCAAUAAUUCUAGAUAAGAAAGUAAGACCAAAGAUGACUCGCUCAAUAUUUGCUAAGUUGGUACUUCUUAGCAUACUGGAGCCAGUCAUAGACCAGAAUCUCUACUCUAUUGGCCUGAAAUACACAACAGCCACUUUUGGAGCUGCAAUGUCCAAUGUUCUUCCUGCCAUUACUUUUAUAAUGGCCUGGAUAUUCAGGCUUGAGAAGAUGAAGCUUACAAGCAUCCGCAGCCAAGCAAAAAUAAUUGGCACUCUUGCCACAGUUGCAGGAGCUAUGAUCAUGACACUGGUACGAGGGCCAAUACUUGAACUAUUUUGGACAAAAGGAAUUGCCAGUCAUGAAUCUCAAAGUGGUGGGUUAGAUCUAAGCCAUGCUAUCAAAGGUUCCAUCAUGAUAACAAUUGGGUGCUUCAGUUGGGCUGCAUUCAUGAUUUUGCAGGCAAUCACAUUACGGACUUAUCCCGCUGAGCUCUCGCUCACUGCUUGGAUAUGCUUGUUGGGAACAGCUGAGGGAGCCAUAGUAGCAAUGGUAAUGGAGAGAGGAAAAACUGCAGUGUGGGCCAUAAACUGGGACUCUAAGUUUCUUGCAGCUGUAUACAGUGGAAUAUUCUGUUCAGGACUUGCGUAUUACAUCCAAGGAAUCAUAAUGAAAGACAGAGGCCCUGUUUUCGUCACAGCUUUCAAUCCAUUAAGCAUGGUUAUUGUAGCUAUAAUGAGUACCAUCAUUCUACGUGAACAACUGAACCUGGGAAGGGUACUUGGUGCUGUUGUGAUUGUUGUCGGUCUUUACAUUGUCCUGUGGGGUAAAAGCAAGGAUCACAAAUCUCCAUCACUCGAUGAACAAACAAUACCAACACAGGAAAUGACGCAUGAAACCAAAAUUGACAGGGAAAAUCUAAGUCAGACAGUUAUCCACAUCAAUCCAUCGACAGGAACAACUGCUACCAAAGAUGAGAGCACGUAAUGAUUUUCUAUUCGAGGCUUUAUCUUCCAAAUUCCAAAAGGAGGUCCGGCUAUAGAGCAGCCUCUUCAUCUAAGAAAUGAGCUCCUCUUCAGCUGCAUCUUGAAUUAGUAAUUAUUAGUUAAAGAUGGUUUAUGUAUAAAGAGGAGUUUCUUUCUGGUCUAAGGAAAUAGAAAAAGAAUCUCAAGUUGUCAACCAAAUUUCACACAGCAUGUGCCCAAAAUUUAGGCCAGUUAAACCACCACUUUUGGAAACUCCUUUCUGAACUAUAGAAUGACUAAACUAUGUUAAGCCAA
This is a messenger RNA of Lycium ferocissimum, 1483 nucleotides long. Its product is annotated as WAT1-related protein At2g37460. Gene Ontology annotation, cellular component: plasma membrane. Lineage: Eukaryota; Viridiplantae; Streptophyta; Magnoliopsida; Solanales; Solanaceae. The transcript has 7 exons. The record is from RefSeq and is a predicted model, not a curated record. The coding region runs from base 51 to 1190 and encodes 379 amino acids. Gene Ontology annotation, molecular function: transmembrane transporter activity.